Molecule: messenger RNA, 1899 nt
Organism: Aureobasidium uvarum
Lineage: Eukaryota; Fungi; Ascomycota; Dothideomycetes; Dothideales; Saccotheciaceae
Source: the annotation of a GenBank genome assembly
AUGGGCAUGUUCAGCAAGAAAGACAAGGAGGACGAUGCCUCGUUUCACAGCGGUACGACGACACCGCCGACGACAGCUCAGCGAACCAUGGACACCACAGAAAAAGGAAUGGAAGAUGACGGACCUACACACAUCUACAACUUCAGAGUCAUUGCCAUGGUUAUGAUCGUCUCUCUCGGCGGUCUCAUCUUCGGUUUUGAUACUGGUCAGGUAAUGAUUCAAUUCACAAAUGCACACGAAGCUUUGCUGAUGCCAGUGAAAUAUAGANUUUCUGGCUUCUUGGCCAUGGACGACUUCUUGAACCGUUUCGGUGAGAACGGAGCAUUCACUGCUGUAAGAGAAGGCACAAUUGUUGGUCUGCUCUCCAUCGGUACUCUUCUCGGUGCUAUCAUCGCUGCACCAAUCGCCGACAAGUUUGGACGUCGCAUGUGUAUCCUUAUUGGAAACAUCGUUUUCUGGAUCGGUAUGAUCGUACAAAUGUCAGCAACACAUCACUGGUACCAGGUCGCAAUCGGCAGAUGGGUCGCUGGACUCGGUGUUGGUGCACUUUCUGUUCUGACCCCUAUGUACAUGAGUGUAANNGAAACCGCUCCUAAGAACAUCAGAGGAUCCAUGGUGUCAUGUUACCAACUUUUCAUCACUCUCGGUAUCUUGCUCGCCGAUGUCAUCAACCUCGGCACUAAGAACAUCAACGGACCUGCUUCAUGGCGUAUCACCAUGGGCAUUGGCUUUGUCUGGUCUGGUAUCAUGGCUGGAGGUAUUUGGCUUCUCCCCGAAAGUCCUCGCUGGGACUACCGUCAAGGAAAAGUUGAGAAGGCCAGACACACCAUUGCCAACGUCUACGGAACCUCUCAGAAUCACUCUGCUGUCAACCGUGAGAUCCGCGAAAUCAAGGCCAAAUUCGAUGUGGAGCAACAAGGUGGCAACCAUCCUUGGUAUGAAGUCUUCACUGGACCUCGUAUGGCCUACCGUGUGCUCCUGGGUGCCGGUCUCCAGAUGCUCCAGCAGCUUACCGGAGCAAACUUCUUUUUCUACUAUGGUACGACUAUCUUCGACUCGGUUGGUAUCAGCGACAGUUUCGUCACAGCCACCAUCCUUGGUGCUGUCAACUUUGUCUGCACUUUCGGUGGCCUUUGGGUUGUUGAAAACGUUGGACGUCGCAAGGCUCUCAUCUUCGGUGGUUUCUGGAUGUUCGCAAUGUUCAUGGUCUUUGCCAGUGUUGGACAUUUCCAGGUAUGGCAAAAUCUUGCUCAUCGCCCUAUAAAAAACAUGCUAAUUAAAACCUCACUAGNNCUCAACGAAAACAAGAACACAGGAACUGCUGGUACAGUCAUGAUCAUCUUCGCUUGUCUGUUCAUCGCUGGCUAUGCCUCCACUUGGGCUCCUAUCGUGUGGUGCAUCGUGGGUGAACUUUAUCCCACCCGCUACCGCGCAAAGGCCAUGGGCAUUGCCACAGCUUCCAACUGGAUCUGGAACUUCCUCAUUGCAUUCUUCACCCGCUUCAUUACAAACGAUAUCGACUACCGCUACGGCUACAUCUUCGCCGCCUGCAACUUUGCAGGCGCUUUUGUAGCAUACUUUUUCCUCUGCGAACAUCAAGGACGUACUCUGGAAGAGAUUGACACAAUGUACAUUUUGCACGUCAAGCCCUGGAAGAGUUCCAGCUGGACACCACCAGAGAACGAAGAGCUAGUCACCGCCGACGCCCUCGCCCUCACAGGCGGUGCCCGUGGCAUCAAANAGGCCGAUGCCGCCGGCAUGGAGAGCGAACGCCGUGUAGAGAACAUGCAGGUACCCGCCGCCACUUCCACCCACGGCAUCCACGAUGUCUCGGGCACCGAUUUUGUGCCCGAGAGCACAAGAGCGGCUGAUGGUCGUCCACCCAACAUUGGACAGUAG